This is a messenger RNA of Macrobrachium nipponense, 2654 nucleotides long. RefSeq lists its product as uncharacterized. The record is from RefSeq and is a predicted model, not a curated record. NCBI's taxonomy places the organism in Eukaryota, Metazoa, Arthropoda, Malacostraca, Decapoda, Palaemonidae. The transcript has 2 exons. The coding region runs from base 226 to 1269 and encodes 347 amino acids.
CCGAAACGUAUGCUGCUUUUUGAUAGGUAUUGUUGUAUAUACUCCAGCAUAUAUAUAUGUCCCUCUGGCCUCUUCCAUUCAUAAACGAAGCUUGACUCCCUCCGAGGACAGACAAAAAGCUUUCACAGAGUGCAAAGUUACCCAACAACUCUUGUUUGUGAAAAUACCCCAAGCCGCUGGUGUUUACAGACGAAUCUCGUCGAACAUUGACAGGACCCGACUACAAUGGAAGGAAUCUACCGUUACCAAGACAACGAGGAGGCAGAGACCCAGUCGAGCUCGCUGUUCGUGCAACGCGCAGAGGCUGUGUCAGUGAAAGAAGGUGAAUUGACUGACGAGUAUAUAGUGAACUUGAUGCAUGAAUAUGAGAACAGUCAACCCGAAUUUGAUCACUUUCACCUACUAAAACUCUCCGAUGCAAAGUCAGGUGUCCUCGACAUUACAAGAGAAAUGACUCCCCAAUGGUGGGACGCGCGGGACCAUGGAAGUGGAUCUCCAACGAUAGUUCCUACCCUCGAAGUACCUGAAGAACUCACCUACCCACAACCAAGCGUCUCUCCUUACGCUACAAUAAACUAUCUAUCCCCUGAAGGAGUUUAUGCAGAGGAAGAGAUAGCUAAUAGCCCCAUGUUGACGUUCUCUGAUUCUCAUAUGUCUGGACAUCAUCUCGUGCCUUUUCCAGACCAGAGUCACUGUAGGAUGACACGACCAAGGUCUCCAUCAGGCAUCUUUGAAGAUCUUACUGAAGCAGAACCUUUAUCUGAAGUGCCUAGUCAGUCUUUCCCCUCACCAAUCCCUAUUUUUGCUGGGGAUAACGUCGUAUCUCAUGAAAGCCAGGACCCAUCAAAGAAAAAACGUGGUCGAAAGCCAAAAUCGGAAGCAGAAAAGGCUGCAGCCCUUGAACAACGGCAGGCAAAGAGAAAUAGAGUCAGAGUGUACGAAAUUGAGAAACCUUAUGAAGAUAAGGAAAUGGAGAGAAAACGAAUAAAUGCCAUUAAUUCAAAGAAGCAUCGAGAUCAAGAAAAGCAACUGAAAAAGGAGAUGGAAGAACAGUUUGCUGAUACCGUCAUCGAGAGAGAUAUUUUGAAGCAACAAAAUGAGGAACUGCAGAGAAAGCUGGAUGCUGCAUUGCAGAAGGUUGCAGAUACGGCUAAUGAACGAAAUAUCCUAAAGCAAGAAAAUGGGCAACUCAGUAGAAAGCUAGAUGUUGCACUAAAACAGCUUGAAGCUUUUAUGAAGCAGUAUGGGUUUCCACGCGUUCUCACUUAGAACAUUUCCCAAAAAACUGGCUUAAGAAAUGAAUCUUUGCAGUUUGGUGUCUGUUUCAGCAGUCAUUUUGAUCUCUGGACCUCAGGGGCAGGAAGAGGUGGCGACAGAAGUCCUGAUGCCCCAAAACGAAGUCUCCCUAAGACCAUGUGAUAAUUUUUACACCACGAUAGCAAGAGGUCUACUUCCUUUUGCAGUCUUACAUUCGUUACUCAUUCCCUUGAAGAGCAAGAGGUCUAUGUCCUUUUGCUUAUAAACACUUACUUGUCAGCACAUCUACAUUUCAUAUUUCCUCACCUGACAUAACAUCUAUCACUUUUCACCACAUCUACAUUUCAUAUUUCCUCACCUGACAUAACAUGUAUCACAAUACUAACUCACAUUCUUACAUUUAGUUCACACAUGAAGGGAAUUGGUAAACCCCUUAUUCGGUUUUGUUGUUCAAAGUGGUACUUUUGUUACAUCUGUGAUAUCAAUAUUUAUAAAGCAGAGAGCACAGUUUUCGUAUAUUCAGUGUAAUCGUGGCUGUUUCAUAGCCAAAUAAAUAAGAUAUUAUUUCAUAACUAGCAGAGAUGCCUUAUGUUUCAAACUCGGUAUCCAUUGCAUCUGAUGACUACAAACAGAUGUUUCGUCUCAUUUCACUAAAGUUUUCGUAUUUUAUCUUUUUACAGGUGCUCCAGAUAUCUCUGGACAAAGACAGCAAGUUUGACAAAUAGCAGUAAGGAAAUUGGCGUGAGGAUGCAAAUGCUGAACUAGCUGGUAAUUUUGGCAGUUUGUAGACUCUGCUUCCAAGAACACUUUUCAGAACCCAAACUAAGUUGCUCCUCAAGAACGCCCAUCAUUUGAGUAAACUUCAUGUUCUAUCUUUCUCUGUGUUGCAGUUCCACAGUUAUAUUUGGUAGUGACAUAGAUUUUAUUAUUACUAGAAGUUCCACACACAAGGAGGAAAACAAGCCGGUCAAAUUUUAGGUUUUAACAAAAAACAUUUUACAGUAAUGCAGUAGUAAAUGAUAGAAAUUAUUGAUAAGAGAUAUUUGCCUAAACCGACAUUAAUCUUAAAUUUCUGACAAUAAUAUAAGUAAAGAUUGGAACUGGUAUUGAUUCAGGUCUUGUAACUUAAAUCAUGCCUUAGAGUAUUAGGUUAUAUUACUUCAUAUUCUGUUGGACUGAUUUUCGUAAUUUUUCCAAAUCCCCUUAAUACCAUAAGUUCAUCUUGAUACAUAUUUAUAAUUUAGAACUAUUCCAUGUUCUUUUUAAGUCGAUUGAUACCUAAUUUGUUUAUUUUUCAAUGUCUUGAGCCCUGAAGCAGUUUCAAUGAAGGUUCAAAUUAAACAGGGCCCCAAGACAAUACAUAUACAAUAACUCCUGCAACAUGGUUUCCACUUCAG